AUGCGAGCUCGGUCUGUGGAAUCACUCAAAGGCCGGCCUCGAGUGGGAGGCACACCGGUUGCAAUUCAGUUGGUGGUCUCGUACGUGCUUGGAUCUCCGGGUGAGCUCCAAACUCUGCAUGGUGCCAGCUUCUUCUGGCUCGCUCGAUUCAUCGAUAAUGACAGCUCGAUGCAGGUGACGAGCUGUCAUUAUCGAUACUGGAGGCAUCAUCAGGCACAACUGCAGGUGCCAUUGAAUGAAAAGGUCACGUUUCUGUAGUCGGUGGAAGGAAGGUUUCGCUCAAAGCGAAGCUCUGAACUCGUCAGUAAUAGGAGGGUCUGUGGGAUAAGACGACCAGGUUUUCCGGUCGUGCUUUUCGAUUUUUAUGCGUCGAGACAGAAAAUCGUACAGAUUCUUUCCCGGUGGAAGUGAACAUCCAUCGGUGAACCAAAAACAUGAAUAAAGAGAGAUUCCUUGUAUUGUCUGAUCAGGUCUCAUAUUCUUGGACAUUAUAAAUUUCGGUCCAUCUCUCAUCUCACAUUGAUCAAGCAAUGCCUACGAUAGCUCAGAUGGCACAGACUGGAGUUAUUCUGUUGACCAAGAAUGAUUCUGGAGCGAUUAAAUUCUAGAACUCG
Messenger RNA from Marchantia polymorpha subsp. ruderalis, 614 nucleotides. Lineage: Eukaryota; Viridiplantae; Streptophyta; Marchantiopsida; Marchantiales; Marchantiaceae. The record is from the annotation of a GenBank genome assembly.